AUGGAAGUGUUCCCUUCUGCUGUUUUCUGGGUCUGUUUUACGCAGCUAACGCAACUGAGUGCUUUAUUUACCAGUACUAAAGUAUCUCCUGAUGAAGAACGGAGUUUUAUUGUGAAGGCUUCUACAGUUGGCUGGGUCGGAUUUGGUUUCGCUUGUCUUGCUCCAAAUAAAAUGCGAGAUUAUGACCUAGGCCUUAUUGUUGCUGGGUAUAAGAAAGGCCAUGGAUAUAUCUAUGUGAGUUGUGAAGCUUUUUACUUUUUAUGUGUUGUUACUUAAAUUAAGAACCUAGCUCAUUUUUAAAGAUGCGAAAUGCUUGAGUAACUGUGUUGAAUUACCCUCGUUACUAACUCAAAACGAACAAAUUGUCAUUUCUCAGAACGAUAAUACAUAAAAUAAUUAUGACCCGGUGUUUUAACACUUGGCUGAGUAUAUAAUGACUGAUAUAUUAAACAGUACAACCGGUACUAUUUUUCUAUUGCAAGCUUUCUAAUUGUUCUCCAAGAUUUAAAAGGUCCGCAACACCGAAAUGAGAAAGUUGCUCGCGUUCAGAAGAGACGAAACAGGGGCACCCAACGAGAAUAUAGUUCAAACCCACUUAAACAUAGCAUUGUUGAACGUAUUUUAGUAUUUAAACGGUAGAUGUAGGCAUAUUUUUAUCCCCUAAAAAUUUUUCAUCUGUUCGGAUUUCCUACCUGAAAGUCUAGUGAUCCGAAAAUUAUAGGGAUCAAAACUUACCUAAUCGAAAAUUUCAGCCAGAGAAAAGGCUCCUGAAAAUUCUAGGUCACCUUUUUACGGUAAAAAUCCGUUAAAAAUGGGCAAUUAUACCAUGUUUGGGAAGUUCGAAAAUCCUAGGAGAGGCAUGCAAGCAAGAAAUUUAACGACAAAUGUUCCGAAAAUUCUAGAUCUCAAAUCGUCUUCCGAACAGAUAUUUUCCAAAAAUUGUCGUUGGGUGCCCCUGACGAAACUUUGGUAAUUGAUAAUGAAAGUGUUAGUGAAUGGCGCAUUCAUUCACUGGAUGUGACAGUCCAAUCAGGGACACUAUAUUCUGAGAGAACCAAUCAUAAGUUUCAUAAAAGCAGAAACGUAUUAAUGACUGAGUUAGAGGUGUUCAAGUGGUCCAUGCAUCAUAGUAUCAUCAAUAUAGUUUAUGGUUGUUAUGAGAUGCUUUUAACGGUCCCCUGGAGCGUCAGUCAAUCCGACAAAGUGGAAGAACAUACUUAUGACAAGUAUCUGAAUGAUUUUUGCAUUGAAAGCUGUAUAGAUUGACGUCAUAAUUGUCAGUUAGUUGGCUGUAACUGAAAAGAAAUUAAAAGACCACAUGUAACGCAUCAGAAGCUGCGGUUGUUUACAUUUAACAUCUUCCAUUUUACUCGGUCGAUGAACUCUUUCAAAUGCUGGAGAACUUAAAAAUUAAAAAAAAUCUCUUAAACUGACGUUAAAAGUAAGAUAUCCGUAACCUUAAGCCAUUAGCGUAUUAGUAAAGGUUUAAUAUUCCAUUGAUUGAGUCAGAAAACACUCCAGGUUGUGCGUCUGGCGCGCGGCUUACAACAAGACCAAAACAAGAGAUCCUGUUAAAGGUGAUCUUGACGAGAAAAAAAGGCUGACGGACGAAUAUUGUACAGUACCCUAUGCGCACCUGGGUGUAAGGACGGUGGUGAUAGUGCUUCUAUCAUUUUUUCUCCUUUCCUUGAGACAAUCUGUGCCGGAUUUGUUUCGUCGAAUUGCACAGUCCAAGUGACAAAAGGCGCAUAUUAUGUGAUUAUGGUAAACCUCCAACCCGAAUAAUAUCAUCUACAACAAACCUACAACUAUCUCGAGUUUAAUUUACUCGUGAACAUACCACUUGUGUCGUAGGCUCAAGGGACAUCACAAGUGUAACUGAGAAAAUUUGCCUUUAAAUGUUUCUCUUUUUCAAAGAACUUUCUCUCCUCCUACAGGAUAUGUUCUCCACUGGCCAGUCUUCACCUCAUGUUGACUCCAGCCAAGAUUACCACUUUGUCAUGACAACCGGGGAAGAGGGUUAUACCAUCUUACACUUUGAACGAGGCGCCAACACCGGCGAUGCAAAAGACAUCCUGUUCAUGGUAAUUGUUUCAGCUUCUUUAGCCAAAUUCUAUGAAGAAAGUGAAAAAUAACAACAUAUGCAAUGAUUUUUUAUUUAACCUUUACGCACACAUCUGCACACAGAUUAAAAAAUAUAUAUGUGUUUGGCACUGCUAACACACUUAUGUAUCUGAGAUGACAUUUUCGUCUAAGAUUUUGGCCAAGCCAAACAUGACGAAAACCAUAAUCGAAUUGGUGUGAAGAAGUUUUCUCACAGUUAAAUAAAUUAAAAUUGCCCAGUUGGAACUAAGCAAAAAAAAAACUAUGUAUGAGGCCCCGCUGUUUAGGGGAAUAUUGGUCUACCAUUUUCAUUUACAAGAGGUUUCCGGCAUAUUUCCGUUUUUGCGGGGUGAGGGAGAGGGGCGUGGGGCAUAAAAUUACGAAAGCGUUUCAUUGAAGGUUUGCGCUUUUAAGGAAUUAUACACUGCUACCAUCAAGACCACCUUUUGGCUAUACUCUAUCUGUUGGCUUCUUCGUCCAGCUGGACACUCAGUUUGGGACAAAGAGUUCUUUGUUUCAAAAAUGGUUUUCAAAAGGAGAUGCCUUUGUUCCGAAAGUUGAUUCCUGGCUAGGUGUCGUUAUACCAAAUCCGUCAUGUCUGUAAAAGCAGUUUUUUUGCGUAAUCAUGAAUAAAAAACACUCAGUGUAUAUGCUCUGUAAUUACCCUCAAGAUUAUCGCAAACUUGGUGGACAAACGUUUGUGUUUCAGUUUCUUUCUUCACCUUUUUUUCUUUUAAGGCCAACCAAGAAUAUUUUUUUGUCUGGGCGCUACACUCGUCAUUUGAUGCAACCGAAAGCAGUACUGUUUAUCCAUUUCAUGAAAGAAAAGGCUCAAGUCAGUUUACGCAACUGAUGCAAACAGGU
Messenger RNA from Porites lobata, 2967 nucleotides. The record is from the annotation of a GenBank genome assembly. Lineage: Eukaryota; Metazoa; Cnidaria; Anthozoa; Scleractinia; Poritidae.